CCAGCACUGCGGUGAUCAAUUCGCUAGAAGUGACCUCCUCUCUCGACACGUCAACAAAUGUCACGCAAACGAAAAACCUCCAACAACAUCAGCGCCUAACCAACGGCGGAAAGGCUCUGCAGCGGCCUGCCGCGCCACGACAUCCAAGCAAGCCUGCGACCAGUGCGUCCAGUCGUCGCUACCUUGCGACGGCGCGAACCCGUGCUCGAAAUGCGUGCAGCGCAAGUGCCGUUGCACCUACGUGAAAUUCCACAGGCAAACCGCCCCUGUCGGCCCUGGACACCAGAUCCGCCACGAGCCUGGCGAUGUCCUAGGCGUCGGCGUGCCUGGUAUGGCGGGUGCCUUUGGGUUCGACCCGUUGACUGGGGCCCCGCGAUAUCAGGACGACUUUUACCUGAACCCCGCGCCGGGGACUGGCCUGGCGAACCCCAACGUCAUGUUGCCCUCUAUGUCUCUCGACCAGCUAUACGGUCAGCAGGCCCCAGCCACGGUGACGCAGCAAUUCACAUUCCCACCUCUUUAUCCAGCUGGAGCCGGGGCCGCUGCAGGCGCCGCUCCUGAUUACGACGCGGCUGCCCCGAAUGGCGCAGCCGGACUCGACUACAUCAUGCGCUAUCGUGCACAAGCCGAUCUGCUACGAAGAGCUGGCGUGCCAGUUCCCCCACCCGCUGGCUCACUCCCCGCAAACGGAGGGGGAGUCAUGCCUGGACUUUACGCCGACAAUACCUCGACGAACCCGGCUCGCUUCUCUCUCUCGACCGCGGCAUGGCCGCAGCACUCGUCCAGCCAGCCGGACCUGCAGGCGUAUGCACAGAAUGCGGACCUCGGGUCGCGGCGGCACCACUACGAGAACGGGUCGACCACGAGCCUGGCGGGGAGCGACAGUCGGCACUCUCUGUAUUCGUCCACCAGCUCGACGAGCUCGAGGCAUCAAGACCACGGGUCGAACAGCGUGUCCCCCGUCCCGCCACCGCAGAUGGGCUACGCGAACAACCAGUACGCGCAGCAACAGGCGGCGAGACCCGUGUCGCAGCAGUCCGCGCAUCCGGGCUCGGUCGCGUCGCUGCUGAACAACAUGAGCACUCACCGGGAUAGACGACACUCGAUCGCGACGAGCCAUAGCGGGGACUACGACUCUACGUACGACUAUGAGAGCACGAGCUCGCACGGCCGCGAAGGCUCCGUUCCGUCGUCUUCCGACCACGAAUACUCGAACCGCGCUCCCUCGGUGAACAGCCAUCACUCCUCGGCGCAUCACUCACACUCUAGUUCCAUCAGCAAUAGCGUCGACGGAGAACGUGGGCAGCAACACGAAGGCGAGGGGGGGUUCUCCAGUGCGUUCGGGAUGAUGAGUCUGGAUGAUCCGAACGUCCUCGCCGGACUUAGCAACGACGCGCCGCCGUUCUUCAGCGGGGAAAGCAUGAACGGGAUUAUAAAUAACUCGCAGGGCCAGGGAGGUGAGAACGAGCCAACACCGGGCGCGAGCAUGAAGACACCGAGCACGCGCGAGGUGGAGACGAGGGAGUUGCGGGACUUCUGGAAGCAGUACAUGCGCACGCCGCUGAGCUCUACCGGCGGCAGCGGGUGGACGCCUAUCUUUGGCGGUGAUGGCGGCGGGUUGUUGGGCCGGCCGAGCCCGCCGAAGAGGGGCCUGAGUCGCGUGGCUAGUUUGCCGAGCGUGAAGACGCCCACCGGGCUCGGGGACGUGAACCGCACACUACUGCAGCCUCUCGUCGUUCCUGGACAGGAUGGGGAGCAGGGACAGACGAGGACGGCUUUGCACUUUGCUGAUAGGGAUGAUCUUAAGAGUUACGAACAGGCGGUAUUGGCGAGGAAAGGACUGACGAAUCUGAACCUUGUGCCGAAACGCGCCAGGCAGCAGAGUGGUCAGCAAGGGCCGGGAGGAGGACAGGGACAGGGACUGAGGUUGCCGCCUGUGGGAGUUGUCACAGGGAUCGCUGGUAACGUCAGUCUUGUGCCGAAUAACAUGAGCGGGAGUAGCGGAGGAGCGGAUGUGAGGAAUACUCAAGCGCCAAAUGCUGCAGGAAGUAGGCCAGGGUCGGCUAUGAGCGGCGGCAGCGGCGGUAGUGGAGGGUCGUCUUCGCUUGCGAAUGCUUUGCAGGAUGCCGGUAGUCGGCCGGGGACCGCCCAGUCAGAAAACGACGGACACCACGGUGGUCGGCCGAGCGUGAAGAGGCUAGCAAGCCAGACGCUUCAGCCUGAAUAUAGCAAGAGGCCGCAACUCAGCCGCCCCACGCCGCCGACGUUCAAUGCUCCACCUCCGCUCUGGGGCCAAGGGCAACGACAAGAUCAGGAGAACGCGGUGGCCGACGGAGAUGGUGAGGACGGAGACAGACGGACAGUGAACAUCUCGGAGCGCAUGAGAAGAAUGAGCGCGCCGACUGUUGCUGGGUAUCCUUAAAUAUUGUCAUAUGGCUGGUUUUAAUGACUUAUUCGCGGCGUGGAUAUAGCCGACUUCCUGCUUCUUCUCUUCCCUCGUCUGCAUCGUAAGGAUGCGGGGGCGGGAUGAAUACCUCGAGGAUUUCGACGAUCCCUUUUCACGUGUAUGUGCUUUUCUUCCGCCUCCCUUAUGCUUUAAGCUUCGCCACUCGACUGCCCUGCGUUGCCUUGAUGCUUGACACGAACCUGUAUUACAAGCCCCCUUCUCCCAUCGGACGGCCCUUUCCCCAUAAAGAUUGAUACGAUCCUGUACAACAUGAUACGAAUGAUUGGAAUGAGUUAUGUAGUGUAGUGUACUCGACUAAUG
Messenger RNA from Gloeophyllum trabeum ATCC 11539, 2767 nucleotides. RefSeq lists its product as uncharacterized. The transcript has 3 exons. Bases 332 to 2422 code for a protein of 696 amino acids. The record is from RefSeq and is a predicted model, not a curated record. NCBI's taxonomy places the organism in Eukaryota, Fungi, Basidiomycota, Agaricomycetes, Gloeophyllales, Gloeophyllaceae.